Molecule: messenger RNA, 4580 nt
Organism: Leucoraja erinaceus (little skate)
Lineage: Eukaryota; Metazoa; Chordata; Chondrichthyes; Rajiformes; Rajidae
Product: TGF-beta receptor type-2-like
Exons: 7
Coding region: 19-1905 (628 amino acids)
Biological process (GO): heart development; transforming growth factor beta receptor signaling pathway; cellular response to growth factor stimulus
Cellular component (GO): signaling receptor complex; plasma membrane
Molecular function (GO): activin binding; transforming growth factor beta receptor activity, type II; activin receptor activity
Source: RefSeq, a predicted model, not a curated record
CUUAACAUGCAUUAAGCUAUGACUCAUAGGCGCAUUUUUGACUCAGACAGGGAGAGAGAGAGAACUCGCAGCCACGGGACCGUUCAAACAAACUUUACAAAAUCGUUUCCAUUUGUACUCCCCGUCCCCCCUCCUCUCUCCUUGUCACCACCGACUGUUCCCACGCGGGAUUAUUCGACUGCGGGACUGAUGGAUUAUUUUUGGGUCGUGACUUUAUUCACAGCGUUAGGUUUUGUAGACAACCUCCAGGUUUACGGCAACCACGGGAAUGAUUUUAUGGGCAGAAUUCGAAAGUUCAGUCAACUCUGCAUGUUCUGUGACGUUGAGCAAACCAACUGCACUAAUGAUGGGACCUGUAAAAGUAACUGCAGCAAGAGCUCCAUUUGUGAGAAAGUGGUUGAAGUUUGCGUCGCAAUCUGGAGGAAGCAAGAUGCCAAUGUAACCAUAGAGACUCUGUGCCACGAUCCAGCAGUCCCCCUCUAUGGACAUCUGCUGGAUGAUUACAAUAACACAAAGUGCAAAAUGAAAGAGAAGAAGGCUCAAGGUUCUGUGUUCUACAUUUGCUCAUGUUCCGAGGUGGAAGAAUGCAAUGACCUUCUGAAAUUCAGUGAGAACGAGGUGAAAGAGGACGAGGAGCCGAUCUUGGAGGUGGUCCUGGUCACCCUGGUCCCACUGGUCAUCAUCGCCGCUGUGGUUAUAGUGGGUUAUUACAUGUAUCGGGUCCAGAGACUGAGGGGCCUGAACCUGGAGUGGGCGAAGGGACAGAAGGUGAAGAGGUCGGGCCACCGGAUGCGGGGGGCGAUGGACCGCAGCGAUGGUUGCAACAUCCGCCUGGGCGAUGACCAGUCCGACAUCAGCUCCACCUGUGCCAACAACAUCAACCACAACACGGAGCUGCUGCCGCUGGAGCUGGAUGGCGUGGUGGGCAAGGGCCGUUUCGCCGAAGUCUACAAAGCCAAGCUGCGGCAGAGCACCGCCGAGCAGUUCGAGACCGUGGCCGCCAAGAUCUUCCACUUCGACGAGUACGUGUCCUGGAAGAACGAGAAGGAGAUCUUCUCCGACGUCAACCUGAAGCACGAGAACGUGCUGCAGUUCCUGACGGCCGAGGAGCGGGACACGGAGAUGGGCAAACAGUUCUGGCUGAUCACUGCCUACCACCCGCAGGGCAACCUGCAAGACUAUCUGCUCAGGCACGUGGUGAACUGGGAGGACCUGUGCCUGCUGGGGGGAUCGCUGGCCCAAGGGAUCGCCCACCUGCACAGUGAAUACACCCCCUGUGGCCGCCCAAAGAUUCCCAUCGCCCACCGCGACCUCAAAAGCUCCAACAUCCUGGUGAAAAAUGACUUGACCUGUUGCCUGUGUGACUUUGGGUUGUCCUUGCGGCUGGAGUCCUCUCUGUCCGUAGAUGAUUUAGCUAACAGUGGCCAGGUGGGCACGGCUAGAUAUAUGGCACCUGAAGUGCUGGAGUCGCGAAUUAAUUUGGAGGAUAUCGAGGCGUUUAAACAAGCAGACGUGUAUUCACUGGCCCUCGUGCUGUGGGAGAUGUUAUCGCGAUGCACAGCUGCUGGCGAAGUGAAAGACUACGAGCCAGCCUUUGGUUCUAAGGUGCGGGAGCAUCCCUGCGUGGAAAGCAUGAAGGAUGUUGUUCUCAGGGAUCGGGGAAGGCCUGAGAUCCCCAACAGUUGGCUCAAUCACCAGCUUGUGCAGCAGGUAUGUGAGAUCAUUGUGGAAUGCUGGGACCAUGAUCCUGAGGCCCGGCUCACCGCUCAGUGCAUCGUGGAACGUUUCAGUGAUUUGGACCAAAUGGACAAACUCUCUGGGCGAAGCUGCUCGGAGGAGAAGAUCCCUGAAGACUGCACGGUCAGCGAGACUAAACAGACCCUGAAAGCAGUGACGGUGGUGUAGGACAUGGGCCAACUGACUGAGAGGGGAAAAACAACCCAUAGCAAACACCAAAGUGUCAGCGGAAAACUUUGCACCAGCGGGGACAGUUUGACAGAAGUCCCACAGAAGAAAUUCUUGUGUCACUGACUGAGUAACACAAAGACAGUGGAAAUCUGGGAGUGCCAAAAGCAAAAGGCUGGAAUUUUUCAAUUGUUAUAGGAUUGCAUUUUCUGAUUGGUGACAGCUCAGGAAGCCAAAGAUUCCAUCUUGUAACCUUUGACCAUGCACUUUAUCAAUGUGUGUAUAUAGAAAGUAUAGCCACAUACUUUUGAGAAACUUUUGAAGUUUCUGUUCUGUAUUCAAACUCUCCUCAUCAUAGGAAUCAGUGCCUGUUGUACCAAGGCGCUGUACACAGCAACAAGGCGCUUAAAAUAUCCACUCUCCCAAAAAUGUCAUGUUAUUUUCUGCAUUGGGUUUGAUGCAGGAACAACCUGGAAUGGAUUUAGUGCAUGAAAUAGGAAUGAACUGGGGACGAGAUGUUGGAGUAAGGAAGGAAGAGACAUGCCACAAUCUGGGGCGUAAAAGCAGGACUUGCUCCUGGCUCGGUGACCUCUGACAUCCUCUCACUGGAGAGUGGGGCUGCUUCAUUCAAUGUUAAAUCAAAUCAAAAUCUUCUCAUCUUGUUCAACAGUCGGAUGGUAAUGGCCUGGACUAGAUUGAUUUAUAUGUACCUGAGGUGGAGAGAUGUGAUCAUUGGGAUGAUGGUGGUGACCAGAAUGGACCUGGUCUUUCAUUGACCUAUUCAUCCCCUCUGUGCUCGAGUGUCCUUUAGCACAAAGGGGAUGCACAGAGCCCCCUUAAAGCACAGUCCAGAAUGACCACAAGAUAGACAUGGUAGUCACAGUGUCUCAAAUGGACACCAUUCCAUGUUAAGGACAGCUUCCUCCCAGCUUUGCGAUUACGAAGGUGGAACAGGCCAACUUGGGUCUGCACAAGGUUUGCCUUCAGUUGGUUGUCCUUGUAGUAGUUUGUCAAGUUGUGUAAGGAUGAUGAGAGGGUCACUUCUACCUCAUCUAUGUGAGUGCUCUGGGCUGCUAUUCCAAGGUCACCAGCACAAAUGAAGCUUCUCAAGGCUCAGGGCUCAAUGGCCUUGUCUUCCAAUGGUUUUCGAGUUCAAUUAAAGUUGUUUUGCCAACUGUCAAGGAUGCGUAAUCCACAUAUUAAUGCUUCUUGGAAUUGGAUAUUCUUUUGCAACCUCCUCAUGGUAUUACAAAUCAUAAGCUGUGUGUAUGCUCAUACUUUGAACUGACUGUACAAUUUACCGCCACUGGUUUUGUGGGCCUUGGACAUGGUUUUAUCAAGUUUGGGGGUAUAAGUUGCUUGAAUGUAUUUUUAAGAAAUUGUAACUAUAUAUAUAAUCUUUUUAUAUCUUUUUUGUAAAUGCUGGAGUUUUCAACUUGCAUUUUUAUAUAGCACUUAAUAUGUGAGACAUAUGAUUAAAAAGGAUGCAAAGUGAUGUUUCAUAGGAUAAAUGUAUCUAACCGUUCUUUUUAAAGAGCUUUCAAUCGAGAUGGCAUUGAAAAGAUUUCAAGUCGAUAUCAGGACAAAAACUAUUAGUAACCUGUUGCCUCUAAAUGGCCAGUUUGGUGUAGUGCCUAAUCAAUAUUUUUUUUUACUAUCCUUAAUUGUUCAAAUACCAUGAUGGACCAUAGGUUUCAUUGGUACAGUGAACCAUGAAUCCAAUCUUCAGCAUUCAUCUCAAAAGUGAGGAAGAAUUGGAUUGAUGAAGCAUGAUUUUUGAUAUGGAGGGUAUAUAUUGGCUGCUAGUUGGACCAUCAACUUCACUAAUCUGACAGCAAUCUGUAUCUUUCCUUUUUGGGGCCACAAACAUGGGUGUGAGCCAUGGCAACACUUCCUACCAAGUGAGCAUCAAUCCUGGGCCACCCAGCCAAAGUAGAUCUGCCAUGUCUGAAUAUUGAACUAUUAUCAACUGAAUAUUGAUUUAUAUGCACUACAUGCUGGUCUUUAUAGAUGCUUGCCUCAAACUCUGCACAAGACUCUUUCAGUGCACACCUAGCUGGCCUUCUAUCCUUCCACAACUUGCCCACCCAAAAUGCUGCUGCUUGUGUCCGAAUGUGUUCCAUCUUGUUCUCCUAUCUCUCACAUGUUCUGUGACUUGUAUUGCCUUGCCAGUAAUGUCCCAAUUUCCAAUUCUUGAUCAUCCCUCCACUACUGACUCUGUUUUCAGUUACCAAGUCCCUCUAUUCCGAAAUUCCCCACCUAAACUUGUCUCUACAACUAUACUUUUAUUUUCCCCCGACAUUUUCCAAAUGUCAUAGUUAUCAAAUUUUGUCCGAUAAUGUUCUUGUGAAGUGUCUUGGGAUAUCUUGCAACCUUUCAGGAAUUAUGUUACAAUUGCGUUAUUGCUGGUGGAUCUUGUACUAAAUGCGAACUGAAUUUUCAAUAAUUUGUAUAUUACAAUGAUUUGGGACUUCAGUCCAUUAAAAAAGAAAUGAAUGUAAUCUGUUGCAGUGCAGGGAAAUAGAAACCUUUAUCUGAAUGAUUAACAAUAUAUUUUACUCAUUUUUGAAGUAUAGCCAAGCUUAUAUGUACAUGUGUGUUAACCACACAUUUAUCAUCUUUGCAAUGUAAAGAGUGUAAUGUAUGUAUUUAAUAAAGACAUUAAAACAAAUGAA